Tremella mesenterica DSM 1558 is the source of this 1515-nucleotide messenger RNA. RefSeq lists its product as uncharacterized. Lineage: Eukaryota; Fungi; Basidiomycota; Tremellomycetes; Tremellales; Tremellaceae. Gene Ontology annotation, molecular function: hydrolase activity, hydrolyzing O-glycosyl compounds; calcium ion binding. The transcript has 20 exons. The record is from RefSeq and is a predicted model, not a curated record. Gene Ontology annotation, biological process: carbohydrate metabolic process. Bases 1 to 1515 code for a protein of 504 amino acids.
AUGGCACAUCACGCUAACGAGGAUGAUCGUGGCAGACCAGGCAACUACACCAUGAUGCAGUUCUUCGAAUGGUACUGCGAAGGAGAUGGUGUUCACUGGAAGAAGUUUGAGAGCGAGACGGACCGACUCGCGUCGAUCGGUAUCACCGCAUGUUGGCUUCCACCUCCAACCAAAGGCUCCAGUCCACAAGGUACAGGUUACGACAUCUAUGAUAUUUGGGAUCUGGGCGAGUUUGACCAGAAAGGCGCCGUCGAGACGAAAUGGGGAUCCAAGGAAGAUCUACUCAAAGCUAUAAAAGUGGCCAAGGACAAGGGGAUCAUCACGUAUAUCGAUGCUGUGAUGAACCACAAGGCCGGGGCAGAUGACAAAGAAGAGUUCUUGGCCACUAUGGUGGAUCAGAAUGAUCGGAACAAACUUAUUGGAGAAACUCACAACAUCGAGGGGUGGACAAAGUUUAAUUUUCCAGGCCGAGGGGACAAGUAUUCUUCGAUGAAAUGGAACUACAAUCAUUUCACCGGAGUCGACUACGACGCGAAAACAGAGACCAAAGCUAUCUACAUGAUCCAAGGUGACGGUAAAGAUUGGGCGAAAGACGUCGACAAGGAGAAUGGGUCUUAUGAUUAUCUCAUGUUUGCCGAUAUCGAUCAUGCCCACCCUGAAGUGGCGGACGAGUUCAAAAAAUGGGGUGAAUGGAUUCUCAAAGAGACGGGGGCGUAUGGUUUCCGUUUUGAUGCUGUCAAACACAUAUCCCGGCAAUUCAUCGAAGACUUUGUCAAACAUAUCCGAUCCGCGGAGGGAUCAAGGUCUAAGGCUUUCUGUGUUGGAGAGUUCUGGAAAGAUUCAGUCGAUACCCUCGUAGCGUACGUGGAAGGAUUAGGUACACAAUUUUCGUGCUUUGACUCUUGUCUGCAAGCCAACUUUAAGGAAGCCGGUGAGGCUCGUGAGAAUUACGAUAUCCGGAAAAUCUUUGACAAUACGCUCGUGCAGCGUAGGCCUAUUGAUGCUGUUACACUGGUGGAUAACCACGACACUCAAGUGGGUCAAUCACUCGAACGAUGGGUUUCGUCCGCCUUCAAGCCGCUCGCCUAUGCUCUCAUAUUGCUUCGUCCUGACGGCUAUCCAUGUGUCUUUUAUGGUGAUCUAAACGGAUGUGGUGGUGAGAAUCCCCAGAAACCUGUUAAGCAGCUCGACGACAUCAUCCGUUGUCGCAAGUUGUUCGCUUAUGGCGAGAAAUUGGAUUACUGGGACCACCCAAACUGUGUGGCUUGGGUACGGAAAGGUGACGAAGAACAUGAUGGUUGCGUCGUGGUCAUUUGUAAUGGGAAGGAAGACGGGUCGAAGAAGUGCGAGGUGGGUGAGGAUCAUAAAGGUGAGAAGUGGACCGAUGCGUUAGGAUGGUACCAAGGAGAGGUGAUUGUAGGUGAUGAUGGGUGGGCCGAAUUUCACUGUCCACCGGAGAGCAUUUCGAUCUGGACCAAGGUUGAUGCUAAGGGAAGGGACGAAUUUAAGAGUUGA